Tupaia belangeri chinensis (Chinese tree shrew) is the source of this 2069-nucleotide messenger RNA. It is a transcript of the gene CUNH9orf152, whose product is annotated as chromosome unknown C9orf152 homolog. Lineage: Eukaryota; Metazoa; Chordata; Mammalia; Scandentia; Tupaiidae. Bases 157 to 876 code for a protein of 239 amino acids. The transcript is spliced from 2 exons. The record is from RefSeq and is a predicted model, not a curated record.
UUCUUUUCCUUUGCCUCCCUCCCUCCUUAUUGUUCCACCUUCCUACUCCCCUUCUACCCUCCUUUUGCCCCACCAGCUCCCCUCUGCCCCCUCCCUGUCUUCCCCCUUUCCUCCCCCUGCCCCACCCAGCAGUGUUUGCUUUUCUCCCGGAUACGGAUGAAGGGGUUGCCCUGCCCGUGCCCUGCUCUGCCCCACUUCUGGCAGCUAGGGUCUCUCUUCAUGGCUGAAGGCUCCGGGUCUCAGGCCCCAGGGAAAGGGCCCCCCCUCAGCAUCCAGCUCCUGCGGGCUCAGUACGAAGGCUUGAGGAGGCAGCAGAAGACCCAGGCCCAUCUGGUGGUGUUCCCAACAGGAAGAAAUGCAUCCGCUCCUGCUGAAUCCAUGAUUAGCGCUGUCUGGAUUAACAAGGAGAGAAGGAGCUCGCCGUCUCCAGAACAGGCCGACCCUGAAGGGGAGGACAUGCUGGAGGAGGCUGACAGAGGCUGUGUUCAGGCCCCCGAGUCUCCAUGGCACACACACCUAGAGAUGUACCGUGUAGUCCAGACCUUCCACCAGGAACCCAAUCAUCAAGAAAAGCACAAGAGCAAGCCUGUGGGGUCCGGUCAAAGGCUCCCUCCAGAAGGAGACUCACACUUGUUUGAAAAGAAUCAGAUGACUCCCCCAGGAGCCAAAAUCCCAGAGGCGGCCCAGCUGCAAUGUCAGGUGAGCCACGUCCAAGCAGAGGCAGUGGAAUCUGGCUUUAAAAACAGCGUUCAGUGUCCUCCUUCCAUAAAGAACCCACACAGGUCUGGGAAACUGGCUCACUAUCCAUUUCCACAGAGGAAAACUCCCAGGAUCUCCCAGACUGCCCGGAACCUGGGUUUAUAUGGCCCAGCCUGAAGUUUUCUACCCAGCCAGUUGUCUCAGCCUGGAGGCCAUCCAUGGCCUCGUCAAAGAACCAAGAAGUCAGGGUCACAACUAGAGCCUCACUAUGAACAAGAACUGGACUAACCCAAUCAGUGGAAUUGUGGAAUAUGAACUUCAUGGUAGGAACAGAAUCUUGUCCUUCAAAAACAGAGCGACCGCUCAGACUAGAUUGAAAGAAUACGGUCUGAUCAAUUUAGCCUCAUUCUGCUUACGUAAGAAGGCAUUGCUAUGGAGUCUUGGAUGCCCAUCCCUUGGGAAGGUUCAGUAGGGCAUUUGUUCCAUCCCUGGAACGGUAAAAUCUUGGAAUACAGAGCUGGGGCUCUAACCAAUAGACCUUAGCAAUACCCAGGGGUCAGUGAGAGUCAGCAAUUUUGUUUUCCAUGUUUUCUGAUACAUCACAUAUUCUAGAGGAGAGGAGCGCUGAGAAUUCAAAACCGUUUUCUCGUUACUAUAACUGGGGGCCAUCUUAUUUGGAAGUCAUGACAUUCACAGACGUGACGACACCAUCUCAGAUGGAGCUCCCAAAGUAUGGUCACCCUGGGCACACAGGCUCAGAUCAAGGCCACCCACCAUUUUGUUGUUUAAGGAAACAGCUCGCCAUCUGUCGCCUGAAACGGCACCUUCUAGCCACUUCCUCCUUCCCUUUCUUACCUUCGCCCUCCCUUUUACCUUUCUUCGUUCUUUCUCUGCAAAUUAACUUCUUACUAAAAACUAGCAAUCAUCAGAGGUAUAUAGUGAGGGACUCCCCAGUAAAAAGAGACAAAUAAAUACUCCUGCUUGGAAAAUAAGCAUUUCUCACAGCCUCCCCCUUUCUCCAGCCUCACUUGAAUUACUCAGAUCUUUCUGGAGGUCAAAUACAAGUUUUUAAACCUAAGACAAAGUGCAGCAGGUGUCACUGGGUGACGGGGAACAAAAGUAUGUCUUUCCUGGUUAAUGUUUAACUCUCGUAAUGAUAUUGAAACACACCGAAGGUGCCAUUCCCUCACAUCAGAUAAAGUUUCACUCUUUUUCUCCCGCAUAGAAAUCCAGCCUUGCUCAUCCACGUCCAGGGUUGUUAACUAGGAAUGCUGUUACCUGUCAAAAAUAUAUACGUGCCUGCUCCUUGGCCACCCAGAAAUCUACUCCAAUUUAGGGAUUCAUUGUGAUUUUUUGUUUGUUUGUUUUGG